This is a messenger RNA of Lotus japonicus, 3125 nucleotides long. Its product is annotated as TPR repeat-containing thioredoxin TTL1-like. The transcript has 7 exons. Gene Ontology annotation, molecular function: protein binding. Bases 401 to 2491 code for a protein of 696 amino acids. Gene Ontology annotation, cellular component: cytoplasm. NCBI's taxonomy places the organism in Eukaryota, Viridiplantae, Streptophyta, Magnoliopsida, Fabales, Fabaceae. The record is from RefSeq and is a predicted model, not a curated record.
AGAAAGAAAGAAAGAAAAGAAAAGAGAGAGAAAACCUGUCUCAUGAAACAGCAGGUGAAGAAGAAAAGAAAACCUUCUCUCUUCUUCUUCUUCUUCUUCUUCUCCUCUCUCUCUGUGAUUUUCACUGCACACACCGAUUUUCUCUCUCUACAAACUCUCUCUCUCUCUCUAGAAACUCUCUCUCUCUCUCUCUUCCUCAACAACACUCACAUUCAUUCUUUGCUUCUUCCUUUUGCUUCACGAGAUCCUUCACCUUUUCUUCUUCACUGCUUCUUCUUCUUCUGUGCUUGUGUUUUCUGUGUUUUCUAGUUUCAUUCACUGACAUUGCAAUUUGCAGUUGAAUAUACACACAGAGGGUGAGAGAGAGUGUGUGAGAGAUAAGGUUUUUUUUCUUCUGGUUAUGGAGGAGAAACUGGCACAUUCUGGGAGACCCAUGAACGAGUUAGGGCUGAGUGAGCGGUUACGCGACUCACCGAGUUGCGGUGGUGAUGAUGGGAACAAGCCAGAUUUCCGAGAACUCGAUCUGGGUUCACCCAUUUCGCCGUUACCGGGGCGACACCACCGACAGAGUGCGGCGGCGGCGACGACUACAAGUACUAGUACCACCACUAGUAGUGGUUCGUCUGGGGCGGGUUCUUGCCGGAGUGGGCAUAAUCUGGUUACGAGGAGAUCCGAUUCCGGUGAGCUUUCUGUGCAGAAUAGUCCGACCCGGAGUGUGAAACCGGGUCACCGGAGAUCCGAUUCGUGUUCGUCGCAGCCGUUGAUAUACUCAGGGCAGAGUCAGAGAUCUCCUUCCUCGUCUUCGUCGUCGUCCGGUGCUGCCGCUGUUAAUUCGCCGCCGGUGAAUGUUCUUCCGGCUGGGAACAUAUGUCCCUCCGGCAGGGUUCUCAAGCCUGCCAUGGUGGUGAACCGGAGCUCGAGGCCGGAUGUUUUGGGCACAGGGACAGGGAAUUACGGGCAUGGGAGUAUAAUGCGGGGCGGUAGAGGCGUCGGUGGUGGUGGUGGUGGCAGCACUGGCGGUGAGGCUGGGAGGUUGAGCGGUGGAAGCGAUUCGGUGAAGAGGGUUGAGGCGGAAGAGGUUAAGAGAGCAGGGAAUGAGGAGUACAGGAGGGGGCGGUUUGUGGAGGCGUUGCGCCUGUAUGAUCGGGCAAUUGCAUUGUCUCCGGGCAAUGUGGCUUACCGGAGCAACAGGGCGGCGGCGUUGAGUGCUUUAGGACGGUUGUCGGAUGCGGUAACGACGUGUGAGGAGGCUUUGGGGUUGGAUCCUAAUUAUGGAAGGGCUCAUCAGCGCUUGGCAACUAUCUUUCUUAGGUUAGGACAUGUUGAGAAUGCUAGGAAGCACCUUUGUUAUCAUGGGCUGCAGCCAGAUCCUUCGGAGUUGCAGAAGUUGCAAAUGGCGGAAAAGCAUAUUAAGAAAUGUGUUGAUGUCCGGAGGAUAAGAGAUUGGAGAAGUGUUAUGAAGGAAGUUGAUGCUGCUAUUGCUGCUGGCGUGGACUCUUGUGCAGAGCUCUUAAUGUGUAGAGCAGAAGCCCUUCUGAAGCUUCACCAGAUUGACGAUGCCGAAUCAUGUUUAUCACAGAUUUCCAAAUGUGGACCGCGUCCUACUUCCUCAUCCGAGGCAAGGUUUUUUGGGAUGCUCUCUGAAGCUUAUUGCUUCUUUGUUAGAUCUCAGAUUGAGAUGGCCCUUGGAAGGUUUGAGAAUGCAGUUACGGCAGCUGAGAAAGCUAGUCAGAUGGAUCCCCGGAAUAUUGAAGUUGCUGUUUUGCUCAACAAUGUAAGGAUGGUGGCACGAGCUCGAUUGCGCGGCAAUGAUCUCUUUAAAUCAGAAAGGUUCACUGAGGCAUGCUUGGCAUACGGGGAAGGUCUGAGACUGGACCCUUCAAAUUCUGUUCUCUAUUGCAAUAGAGCAGCAUGCUGGUUUAAGCUAGGGCAAUGGGAAAAAUCAAUUGAAGAUUCCAAUCAAGCCUUAAACAUUCAACCAAAUUAUAUGAAAGCCACUCUUCGAAGGGCAGCCUCAAAUAGUAAGCUAGAAAGGUGGGCAGAAGCAGUUAAGGAUUAUGAGCUCUUGAGGAGACGACUACCAGAUGACAAAGAAGUUGCUGAAGCUCUAUUUCAUGCGCAAGUUGCAUUAAAGAAAUCUCGUGGAGAAGAAGUACAUAAUUUAAAAUUCGGCGGUGAAGUGGAGGACGUAUCAGGUCUUGAGCAGUUUAGAGCUGCAAUCGCUUUACCAGGUGUUUCUGUUGUCCAUUUUCAAACGACGUCUAACCAAGAAUGCAAGCAAAUAUCGCCUUUUCUGGAUACACUUUGUGCUCGCUAUCCAUCUAUUAACUUCCUUAAGGUGGAUAUUCAAGAAAGCCCGACAAUUGCUACUGCUGAGAAUAUUAGGAUUGUACCAACCUUCAAGAUAUACAAAAAUGGCAGUCGAGUGAAGGAAAUUAUAUGCCCUACUCGUGAUAUGCUGGAACAUUCUGUUAGGCACUACAGCUUGUAAAACUCUGGAAUCUCACUGCUUUUCAAGUGUCUACUGCACUUCUAUAUUGCUGCCAAACCCACAGUAAAGCCCUCCAUAGUUCAACCAGUUUUGUGACCCACCAUAAAAUGAUCUCCUGAUACCUGUGACAUAGUCAGACAUAAUAAUCUUGUUAGCAGCCAGCACCAGUGGAACCCGGGCCGGAGAUACUCUAGUUCCUUAUGCAGUUAUUUAUUCAUUCAUCCCUUAUUGCCCUCCGGGUUCCAUGUUCCUCCAACUUUCCUUUAUCAAUAAUCAUUUCUCCUCCUAUCCUUCAGUUCUUGUAGGCCAGCUGUUCUAGCAUCCCCAGCUUCUUUGUAGUUAAGGAAAAACGUGGAGAAUUUAUGUAUGUACAAUUGAUUAAGCUGUCAGUUUAUAUAUUACCUUGAAGAUAGAUAGAAAACAGAAGAAAGAGGAGGUUGGUUUGCUACAAAGAUCUGUACAUGUAUAUUUGUGAUGAUGAUUAUAUAUACAAAACAAUGGAAGCCUUUAUAGGAGAAAGGAUGAGUGGUGGGUACCUACUAGGUUAGGGAAAUGAAAUGAGGAUGAAUAUUUUGUUAUUUUUUUCAUCUUAUCCAUUUGAUCAAUAAAAAUUCCAAUUGUUAUUGUGGUUUCA